GCGGAAAAAGCAGCGUCAGUUUGAGUGAAGACGUCGUGAAGGUUGGCUGUGCUGCACCACGCUGCUACAACUUUCCAGCACUUUCAAUAGCUUUAAGACUUCGCAGGGUCCUGCUGUAGUGGGAGAAAAUGAUUCCUAGGUACUUGAUAACACUGCUGAUGUUGGCAGUGGUGGGAGCACAGCUUGACACUUCCCAAGUGGUGGAAGACCAGAUCGACGCUACUUCCCCAGUGGUGGAAGACCAGCACGAUACUUUCCCAAUGGUGGAAGACCAGGACAACACUUACCCAGUGGUGGAAGACCUGCUGCACGACACUUACCCAGUGGUGGAAGACCAGCCCGACACUUACCCAGUGGUGGAAGACCAGCCCGACACUUACCCAGUGGUGGAAGACCAGCCCGACACUUACCCAGUGGUGGAAGACCAGCCCGACACUUACCCAGUGGUGGAAGACCAGCCCGACACUUACCCAGUGGUGGAAGACCAGCCCGACACUUACCCAGUGGUGGAAGACCAGCCCGACACUUACCCAGUGGUAGAAGACCAGCCCGACACUUACCCAGUGGUGGAAGACCAGCCCGACACUUACCCAGAGGUGGAAGACCAGCCCGACACUUACCCAGUGGUGGAAGACCAGAUUGACGCUACUUCCCCAGUGGUGGAAGACCAACCCGAUACUUACCCAGUGGUGGAACAUCAGCCCGACACUUACCCAGUGGUGGAAGACCAGCCCGACACUUACCCAGUGGUGGAAGACCAGCUCGACACUUACCCAGUGGUGGAAGACCAGCUCGACACUUACCCAGUGGUGGAAGACCAGCACAACACUUACCCAGUGGUGGAAGACCAGCACGACACUUACCCAGUGGUGGAAGACCAGCACGACACUUACCCAGUGGUGGAAGACCAGCACGACACUUACCCAGUGGUGAGAGGACGAAGGAAAACUUCUCCCAGAAAAGAAAGGUGUGAACACCUGAAGCUAACAUACACAUGCACAGAUUUACCGGUAUUGAUUGUUGACUUUGAUCAGGUAUCCGUACGAACAUGCGGCUCCUAUCAUCAUCCAGAAAUGUUAGAGACGGUGAUUGGUGUUUCCUGGCAGGAAGCCGAUGAACUACAACUGCCCUUAGUACAUCGAUCCUCUGGCAGGGAGAGACGUAUGGCAAGUCUCCUUAUACCUACAGCUCUUGUUCACCUAGCAAUAAAUAUGUGCCUGGGUGUUUAUAGUGCUGCAGAUGGUAUUUUGGGGAAAGGUGAAAUGUUAAUUAAAAUGGAUAUGGGCCACCACGAGAACUGCUCUGGUCCUAGUAUGUUGUCCCCCUCCCCCAUUCAAACGCGGAACUUUGUUUCCCUCCCCACACCUGACAGCUCGUCACACCCACCCACACCUGGCACCCUGUCACGCCUACUCACACCUGGCACCUCGUCACACCCACCCACACUCCACCAUGCGCUCUCACUCAGUGUGCUCACCUUCAACUCACGGAACCCGCUCAACUCUGACCUUUGGCUGGAUGUUGCUAUGGCGCUGGAGGCUGGCUGA
Molecule: messenger RNA, 1547 nt
Organism: Cherax quadricarinatus
Lineage: Eukaryota; Metazoa; Arthropoda; Malacostraca; Decapoda; Parastacidae
Source: RefSeq, a predicted model, not a curated record